Molecule: messenger RNA, 476 nt
Organism: Antrostomus carolinensis (chuck-will's-widow)
Lineage: Eukaryota; Metazoa; Chordata; Aves; Caprimulgiformes; Caprimulgidae
Product: cadherin-7-like
Exons: 3
Biological process (GO): adherens junction organization; cell migration; cell-cell adhesion mediated by cadherin
Cellular component (GO): adherens junction; catenin complex; plasma membrane
Molecular function (GO): beta-catenin binding; cadherin binding; calcium ion binding
Source: RefSeq, a predicted model, not a curated record
GUACCUCUGUGGUUCAAGUGACAGCCACUGAUGCAGAUGAUCCUACUUAUGGCAACAGUGCUCGAGUGGUUUACAGCAUAUUGCAAGGACAACCUUACUUUUCUGUGGAGCCAAAAACAGGUGUCAUCAAGACUGCCCUUCCGAAUAUGGAUAGAGAAGCCAAGGACCAAUACUUACUAGUUAUUCAAGCAAAGGACAUGGUGGGGCAGAAUGGUGGAUUAUCAGGGACUACAUCUGUAACUGUCACACUGACUGAUGUUAAUGACAACCCACCCCGCUUUCCACGACGGUCAUAUCAGUAUAAUGUCCCAGAGUCUUUGCCAGUGGCUUCUGUGGUAGCCAGAAUAAAAGCUGCAGAUGCAGAUGUGGGACCUAAUGCUGAAAUGGAGUAUAAGAUUGUGGAUGGUGAUGGUUUGGGGGUAUUCAAAAUUUCCGUUGACAAAGAAACCCAGGAAGGAAUAAUAACAAUUCAGAAG